CUACUUUUCUUGGUAUGUCUCUCUUUUCAUCUUUCUUAUUUGUCUUGUUUCUCUUCUCUUAGAUUCCAUAUUCCAUGCUCAAACAACUUCAUAACCCAUUAUCUUUCUUUCUUCAUCCUCAUCAUCUUCAGUUUCAGGGAUAAAGAAGCACCGGUGAGAACCAAUUGCUUGAUUUAUUUCAUGGCAUUUCAGCAAUGUUUUCCGGGUGACAUGAAAACCAUUCCAACUUCAGUAUCAGAAGCGGAAAAUUCCAACGGUUGUUUCGACUGCAACAUCUGCCUAGACUUCGCGAACGAGCCCGUAGUCACGCUUUGCGGCCACCUAUACUGCUGGCCUUGUAUCUACAAGUGGCUUCAUGUUCAAAGUGAUGAUUAUCUUGGAGUCGAUGAACAUCCGCAAUGUCCUGUGUGCAAAGAUAACAUAUCGCAUACAACGAUGAUACCGUUGUAUGGCCGCGGAGGGCAGGCUCCGUCGAGUGAGAAAUCGUCAUGUUUUAAUGAUGGUUUUGUACCACCUAGGCCAUCUGCUUCAGGUGCUCAGGCUCUUUUGAAUUUGGGGACCGCGUCUCAAGGCGAUCAUCAGCAGCGGCUGCUUCCCUAUCGUAAUCCUUAUCGCGGUCAAUAUUAUCGACAAGAGGAUGAUGUUACUUCGCAAAUGCUCAAUCUUGGUGCUUCUGUGACCUCAGGAUCUCAGCACAAUCCUGUGGUUGGGAUGUUUGGGGAGAUGGUUUUUUCCGGAGUGUUCGGAAGUUCGAGGAAUUCUUAUCAGACGUUGCGAAAUAAUGGCUCUAGAUUGAGUAGGCAGGAGCUGGAGACUGAUAAGUUUUUGAAUAGAAUUUCAAAUUUUCUGGUCUGUUGCGUUUUUGUAUGUCUUAUUGUAUUCUAAACACGGAGUUAAUGAAUGAAUUGUCAUGAGCUAAAAAAAUUUGUGUUUCUACAUUUCUUUUUUGGGUGAAUGUGUGUGUUGUUACAUUUAGUACACAUUGUUAUAAUUAAUUAUGAUUUUAGAUUUUCUAGAGUGAUUGAUAGGAUUCUUGGACUAAACAAAUUUUUAGGUUUUCAUCAGGUAUUUUUGGUGGUUUUUCAACAACUUUUCUUCUCUAAUUGCACGUAGAUUAUCAUGUUUGGGACCGGAUCUGCUGCCUCCUAUUCUUCCGCUUUCAAUUUCACCACACUCCCUCUGAUUUCUUGUGAAUAUUUGGUAGCUAGUGCUAAUUAUGUAAUGUUGCUCAAACUAAAGCCUCUGACACAAGUACACAACUCUCCCUUUCCACCAAUGAGUAUAAUGAGUACCUCCAAUUGAAGGCACAAAUGCAAAUUACAUCAUGUAUUGUCUCUGCUGCUCAGAAUGAUAAGUCUUAUUGCCUUUGUUACAAAGUUUUGUUCGCGUGGACCUUGGAUCCUUGACUCACAUGCCACUAAUCAUAUGUGUGGUAACAAAUAGCUUUUCACUUAUAUGGAUACACCGCCGAGUAUUCCCUCCGCCUCAUAAUAAAUGUUUUAUUUGAAUUUUGCGCGGUUCUUAAAAAAAUGAUUAGAUGUGUUGAUUUUAAUAGGAAAAUUAAUAUUAUUUACUAAAAUAUCCUUAGUUAUUAUGAGUUGUUGAAAAACGUGAAAAUUACUCCAUCAUUAAACUCAUUCGUACCUUACCUUACUCGGUUACAUUUUCUAAUGGUUGCGUUCUUGUAUAGGACCAGAGUACUGAGAUCACGAUUGGAGUAAGGCAUGAGUCUCAAGAUUUAUAUCACCUUUCAGCACCGAAAAUGCCUAUUUCUUGUUCAAUCGUCAAGUCUCUGUAUGUUGUUCAUCAACGUUCAAAAGUUGCAUCUAAUGAUUCCAAAUCUAUCAAAAUUGUCUACCUUAGAGUGCAAGUCGUGUCAAUUUCUUUCCCGACAGAGUGAAUGAAAGAGCUAUGUCUCAGUUCAUUAUGA
This is a messenger RNA of Vicia villosa (hairy vetch), 1930 nucleotides long. RefSeq names its product E3 ubiquitin-protein ligase RMA3-like. Gene Ontology annotation, molecular function: metal ion binding; ubiquitin-like protein conjugating enzyme binding; ubiquitin protein ligase activity. The transcript is spliced from 2 exons. NCBI's taxonomy places the organism in Eukaryota, Viridiplantae, Streptophyta, Magnoliopsida, Fabales, Fabaceae. Bases 181 to 885 code for a protein of 234 amino acids. The record is from RefSeq and is a predicted model, not a curated record. Gene Ontology annotation, cellular component: endoplasmic reticulum. Gene Ontology annotation, biological process: ubiquitin-dependent protein catabolic process.